AAGGUAGUGGGUCCUGGCCCACUCAGUGUACAGAAGUCUUUAUAUCAAGCCAGAACCAAACCAACUCACCUUCACCAUCGUCUCUACUGCAGGCACAGCUCUAAGUAUCCUAGAGACACCUUCAUGCAAACCUUUCAUGAUACGACAAAACACGUCAUUAAGUCACUGAUAAGCCUGCUGUUCUGAAACACCUACAAUCACUGCAAAGUGUAUCACACCUACAGUCACUGUAGGUGAUACAUCAACAGUCACUGCUACAUAUCUCCACAGAGUGCAGAAGUGAUGGAGCGGUCACUACUACAACGUGUGGGCACUCUGCUAUACCUGGUCCAUCCCAACACCACAACAUUCAGCAGUGUCGACCAGGUCCCCAACUAUAUACACGAGGCAGUGCCGUUCUUCGUGUUUUUCUUCGUCUUGGAGCUCACAUUGCAUUACCUAUGGGGAAAACCUCAGAGGCUCAACGAGGCUACUACUUCUCUAGGAAUUGGCAUCCUCCACGAAGCUACAGGGUUUAUAUCAUCUUGGGUGGUGCUGCUAGGCUACGACUGGCUCUAUCAAUAUCGACUGUGGGAUCUGCCGUGGGAUUCACCUUAUACAUGGUUUGGUGCCUUUAUUCUUGUCGAUUUUUGUUUCUACUGGAUCCACCGAGCUAACCACGAAUUGAACAUCCUGUGGGCAGUGCACCAGAUUCAUCAUUCUGACGAGGACUUUAACUUUGCGACGGCAGUGCGUCUCUCCGUGCUGCAGCGGGUUGCUCAUUUUGGUUUCUACCAUCCUCUAGCUCUAAUAGGCUUCCCGCUGCCCACCGUCUCCGUCCACAUCGCUUUCAACUACCUGUUUCAGUUUUGGGUACACACGAAGUAUAUUGGCAGCCUAGGCCCAAUAGGCUGGGUUUUCAUGACGCCUUCCUUCCACCGAGUACAUCAUGGAGCCAACAAGUGGUGUCUGGAUAAGAACUAUGGCAGUGUAUUUGUCAUCUGGGACCGGAUUUUUGGUACCUUUGAGCCUGAGAAAGAUAACGAAGAGAUUGUGUACGGUCUGACUAAGCAGCCACAGACCCACAACGCACUGUGGCAUGAGGUCUACUACUUCGUGGAAGUGUACCGCAAGGCGAGGAGCAUGACCACCUGGGGAGACUCACUGAAGGCCUUGUUCUAUGGUCCAGGUUGGGCCCCAGGGUUGCCCCGCCUUGGAGACCCUAGCACCUUCAUCGAUGUCAAGGCCCCCAGAAUCAAAUAUAACCCUCGGAUAUCACAGGGAAUGCUUCUGUACAUUGCGUCGCACAUGACGUUGACGUUCCUGGCUCAGCAGCUGAUGGUGGCUAAAUACAUGGGCUCACUGGGUAUAAUGCUAUCGAUGCUGAUCUUCAUAUUCGUGUCUGUGGGCGUGCUGACGGCCAUGUUUGACGGGUGGGUGUGGGCACCACUGGCAGAGGCUGUCCGGUGCGCUGCGUUCGUUGCUUGCUACUUCUCCAUCACUCAGAUCACUGCCAUCCCUGUUGUAGACACUGGGCUCUUGGUGUACUUUACGACUUCUUGCCUGUUUUGGACGACAAAGGGAGUCAACGAUAUGAUAUUUAGACUCAGCACGAAGAAGAUGAAAUAAAAAAGGUCGCUGAUACUGAUCUUCAGCGACAGUAAUAAGAGGAAACACUAGAUUACUCAUCUAAUAGAAAAUAAGCAACAUUGCCGUAGCUUUAACAAUUCUAAGCUAACUAAAAAUAGAAGCAUUCACAACCCAUGUUUCACACCCACACAAGAGUGUUGGUACCACUACACUCACGUACAUUCCCUUCCCUGCCUCCAUGGAUAACGUUCCUUGCUCCACAGACACCUCAACGCACCACUCACCUGUAUUCCUUCAUCAAUUCUAUGGUUAACCUCAUCCUUCAUAAACCCAUCUGCUGACAAGUUCACUCCCAAAUAUCUGGAAAACAUUCACUUCUUCCAUACUCCCUCCCUCCAAUGUGAUAUCCAAUUGUUCUUUAUCUAAAUCGUUUGAUACCCUUAUCACCUUACUCUUAUCUAUAUUCACUUUCAACUUUCUACCUUUAUACACCCUCCCAGAUUCGCCCACUAACCUUCGCAACUUUUCUUUAGAAUCCCCCAAAAGCACAGUAUCACCAGCAAAAAGUAACUAUGUCAACUCCCAUACUCUAUUUGAUUCCCCAUAAUUUAAUCCCACCCCUCUCCCCAACACCCUAGCAUUUAAUUCUUUUACAACCCUAUCUACAUAUGUACGUUAAAUAUAUGUUAAACAGCCAUGGUGACAUUACACAUCCCUGUCUAAGACCUACUUUUACUGGAAAAUAAUCUCCCUCUCUCCUACACACCCUAACCCGAGCCUCACUAUCCUCAUAAAAAUUCUUUACAGUAUUUAGUAACUUACUCUAUCAAUAACAACACUGCACUAGCCAAGGAUUCGAACCCAUGCUGCUUGGGCCCGCCUCAUGGUAAGCAAAAAGAUGUGACGCUUUAGACCACUAGCCUACACAAUCCUUAAUAAUGGUCUAAAGCUCAUGUGUUUUCGUUCACCAUGAGGCGGGCCGAAGCAGCAUGGGUUCGAAUCCUUGGCUACUGCAGUGUAAAAUUUGUGAUUUUUGGCUUAAAUAGCAACGCUCUUCUUGCCGAAUAAGGCAAGCGAAAAUUUGUGUAUGCAAUAAUUUCGCGAAAAAUCAUUCUGAACCUAACUAAAAAAAAAUAAUUCAUUGUGUUUGUUUAUCAUAAAAUUAUUGUAAACUUAUCUAAAAUAUAUUUAGUUGGAUUAGGCUAAAUUAAA
Messenger RNA from Cherax quadricarinatus, 2781 nucleotides. RefSeq names its product alkylglycerol monooxygenase. Gene Ontology annotation, biological process: lipid biosynthetic process. Lineage: Eukaryota; Metazoa; Arthropoda; Malacostraca; Decapoda; Parastacidae. Gene Ontology annotation, cellular component: endoplasmic reticulum. The record is from RefSeq and is a predicted model, not a curated record. Gene Ontology annotation, molecular function: glyceryl-ether monooxygenase activity; iron ion binding.